CAAGAAUAGGCUGAUAUCAAUCAAUCAACUCGACCCAUUUUGAAUGACAGAGAGAUUGAAGAUAUUGAAACGAGAACAGCUAAGCCCUCCUCCUAAUCACUUCUUACAGAUAUAGACAUCAGCAGUUUUAUCAGUGCAUCAACGACAAGAACGAGAGCAAAGAAAAAUGUUGGUCGUUGACUCUGCUGACGGUGAACAUGUGGAAGGGCAUGGCGAUGAUGCAUCAACGUCACGGUUGAGAGGCUGUUCCUCUUCUCAGAUUCGUCCACUGCACAAGUUAAGGCGGGUGAAAGCACCUCUAUAAUUGGUUCGGAGCGUAAUUUAGUAAAUGCGUGCAUCAUGCUCAUGCUCUCCAGCAGGAAGAGAAACUAAGAACACUAUAUAGCUAGAAGCGCGAAAAAAAUGAUUUCCAUCGUAGUGAUCUACUACAUUCUUUCACCACGACAUCAUUUGUCUAAAUUGAACAAGCGGCAAGCUGGAAGGACAAGGAAAAGUACAUAUGCGGCCUCUUCUUGCGUUUUUUAUCGUGGUUGGCUGUGUCACUGUCGUUUCCAUUGCCUCCGCUGGGGUCUACUUUUCACGCACGUCCUCGCAGUCCGUCGAUUACGAAUUAGAAUAUGUUCGGAAAUAUGAAUGACUAUCGUUCUUGGUAAUAUUUACCAUUAACGUCUAUGCCCAGUCCUUAGUCAGUCAAAAGUCUAGUUCUCUCACAUUAAAGGCGGAGAAAUAUAGAGCAAGUCGGAAUAUGAAGAGAGGUGGCAUCAGGAACCAAUACAUGAUAUGAAAUAUGAAAUGUUGAUACAGCCAGCACUUCGUCUAGUAGAGUUGGUCCAAGCAGGGUUAAGUGUCUAUAGCUCUGAUUCAAUGAUGCCCCUAGCCCUAGAUGACUCCACUUCCACCAUAAUAAUGGUAAAACCGCUGAAAAUGAGCAGCAGAGACAGCAUAGAAGUGAACCAGCACAAGUUCCCUAUUCUUGACUUCCCUUGUUCAGGGCUUUUGCCGUUCAUAGACAUCCCUUUAUUAGGGCUCGGGUUAAGGGCUAGGCUAGGGUUUGGGUUACGGUACACGGAUCUACUUUGCCUGAGAGUUCAUUUUCUUCAUCUAAUAUGCAAAUGCAUUUCUUGCGACACAGGAAGUGCUUCCAACGACACGGGGGGAGGACCUUGGCCCUGACUAUACAAAGAUUAAUGCCCUUAGUUUUCAGUCUACAGACUCUCUAGAACAGAAGAAGGGAAUGGAGAUAGCAUUGGAGAGAAAUGCAGCUUUAUUAGAGCAUAAUAGUACGGCUUUGCAGCAUAGCACGGCUUUGCAGCAUAAGAGUACGGCUUUGCCGCCUUCCACGGCGCCAACGCUUCCAACUACGGCAUCGCCAUCGCUGCCAACCACUGCGUCGCGGACCGGCAAUAGCACCGAAACAACUACUGCAUUUGUAGCGAGAAUCCAUUUACCACAGCGGCCUCCAGUUGUGACGACCUUGGAUGUAGCUAUAAUUUCAUCCGCACCACCAGCAACAAGACCUCCAGUCGUGACAGUGCUACCAGAUACUUCAACCGCCUCAACACCAUCUCUCCUUUUUUCACGACAGGAUGCUGCUGAACUCCUGUUGUCCAUUAGACGUCUGCUCAAACGAGCUGCUACAACUGUGGUCUUCGAGCGCGCUGGGAAGGUGCCGGUUUUGACGGUGAAAGAUAUGGGUCACGUGCUGUGGAAGGAAUUGACAAACGGUUACGAAGAAAGCGCUCUUCAUGAUCCCAUGAUUUCGACGAAAAGACUAGCAGAAAUAUUGCAAAAGAGAACAAACUUUGAUUUCAAAGUCAUCGAUGUGGGAGGGUCGGG
Messenger RNA from Amoebophrya sp. A25, 1836 nucleotides. Lineage: Eukaryota; Dinophyceae; Syndiniales; Amoebophryaceae. The record is from the annotation of a GenBank genome assembly.